Molecule: messenger RNA, 2803 nt
Organism: Plutella xylostella (diamondback moth)
Lineage: Eukaryota; Metazoa; Arthropoda; Insecta; Lepidoptera; Plutellidae
Gene: l(2)37Cb
Product: DEAH-box helicase 16 lethal (2) 37Cb
Cellular component (GO): catalytic step 2 spliceosome; intracellular anatomical structure
Molecular function (GO): ATP binding; RNA binding; helicase activity
Source: RefSeq, a predicted model, not a curated record
UCAGUUCUAGUUGCUCUGUGAAUAAAAAAACUGCAUCAAGCUUCCAAAACACGAAAAUAUUUACGAAACGAAUCUAAUUUAAUUGUUCUUAUUUUAGAGUAAAUAGACAUUUCAAUUAUGGAUAAAUCAAGCAAGAGAAGAUAUUCAUCGUCUGACUCUGAUAGUGCUGAAGAAGGUAGAAAGAAGGAUCUCCAAGAACGAGAUGAAUUCGCUAAAAGAUUACGAAAACGAGACGAAGAGAAGGUUAAGAAACUGGCCGAUGCAUCAAAACGGUCGUACGAAGAAGCCGCUAAGCGUAUGAAGCUUGAAGCAGAAGACAGGGAAAAAAUAUUACCUAAACUUCGUGUUCAAUCUCGCCGCAAAUAUUUAGAGAAAAGAAAGGAUGAUAAAGUCAUAGAAUUGGAAGCUGAUAUCGCGGACGACGAGUACCUCUUCGAUGAGAGCAUACUUACUGCUCGUGAGAGGAAGGAAAGAGAGCACAAGAAAAAUCUUCUUCAAUUAGCUAAAGAACAUGAAAAGGCAAGAGAGUUGGAAAAUGUCCACAGGUAUCAUAUGCCUCAAGACCUGGGAAAAGGACAGAAAGGAGAAUACAUUGAAGUGGAUGACAAUGAGAAGAUGCCGAACUCUGAACAGCGGAAAUGGGAGCAGGAACAGAUCAAGUCAGCAUUCUUUAAAUUUGGAGCAAAAGAUGCAAAAGCCCAAGAUGAAUAUGAAUUACUAUUGGAUGAACAGAUUGAUUUUAUUCAGGCUCUUCAACUUGAAGGCAACAAAGAAAAAGUAAAAGAAGAAGAUAAAGAAAAAUCUGAGUAUCAGAAGCUCCGGAUGACCAUAGAGGAAACCAAGAAGUCCCUUCCUGUUUUUCCCUUCAGAGAUUCCUUGAUAGAAGCCAUUAAAAAUUAUCAAAUCUUGAUAGUUGAAGGAGAGACUGGGUCAGGUAAAACUACUCAAAUACCACAGUAUCUACAUGAAGCUGGAUUUACAGAUGAUGGUAAAAAAAUUGGAUGCACCCAACCAAGGAGAGUUGCUGCAAUGUCUGUAGCUGCCAGAGUCGCUCAGGAAAUGAAUGUGAAGCUUGGGAAUGAAGUGGGAUACAGUAUCCGCUUUGAAGACUGCACUUCUGACCGAACUGUCAUAAAGUACAUGACAGAUGGUACUCUACACAGAGAGUUCUUGUCGGAGCCUGAUCUAGCUUCCUACAGUGUCAUGAUCAUUGAUGAAGCUCAUGAGAGGACCCUGCACACUGACAUAUUAUUUGGUCUAGUAAAAGACAUCACUAGAUUCAGACCUGACUUAAAGCUCUUAAUUUCCAGUGCUACUCUAGAUGCUGAAAAAUUUUCUACCUUUUUUGAUGAAGCACCAAUAUUUAGAAUACCUGGAAGAAGGUUUCCAGUUGACAUUUAUUACACAAAGGCUCCAGAGGCAGACUAUGUGGAUGCUUGUGUAGUGUCAGUGCUACAGAUACAUGCCACUCAGCCACUCGGGGACAUUCUUGUGUUCCUUACUGGUCAGGAAGAGAUUGAGACUUGCGUAGAGAUGUUGCAGGAGAGGACUAAAAGAUUGGGAAAGAAGGUAAAGGAACUAAUGAUCCUACCUGUCUAUGCUAAUCUACCCAGUGAUAUGCAAGCUAAAAUAUUUGAGCCAACUCCUGAAGGAGCCAGAAAAGUUGUAUUAGCCACCAAUAUUGCUGAAACAUCCUUGACUAUUGACAAUAUAAUUUAUGUAAUUGAUCCUGGUUUUGCCAAGCAAAACAACUUUAAUUCCAAAACAGGCAUGGAGAGUUUGAUGGUUGUCCCCAUAUCAAAAGCCUCAGCUAAUCAAAGGGCUGGCAGAGCUGGCAGAGUAGCCCCUGGGAAGUGCUUCCGGCUUUACACAGCAUGGGCUUACAAGUAUGAGCUUGAAGACAAUACAGUGCCUGAGAUACAGAGAAUAAACUUGGGCAAUGCUGUACUCACACUGAAGGCGCUGGGGAUCAAUGACCUUAUACACUUUGACUUUUUAGACCCUCCUCCUCACGAGACGUUAGUCUUAGCUCUAGAGCAGCUGUAUGCCCUGGGGGCCCUCAACCACCAUGGUGAGUUGACAAAGGCUGGAAGAAGAAUGGCUGAAUUUCCCACUGACCCUAUGUUAGCUAAAAUGUUAUUAGCUAGUGAAAAGUACAAGUGCUCUGAAGAAGUGGUGACCAUUGCUGCAAUGCUUUCAGUAAACAGUUCAGUUUUCUACAGACCGAAAGACAAAAUAAUUCAUGCCGACACAGCAAGGAAGAAUUUCUUCCAUCCCACUGGUGAUCAUUUGACCUUGAUGAAUGUUUAUAAUCAAUGGGUCGAUUCAGAUUUUUCCAUACAAUGGUGUUAUGAAAAUUUCAUACAGCACAGAUCAAUGAAGAGAGCCAGAGAUGUGCGAGAACAAUUGGUCAGCCUCAUGGAUCGAGUUGAAAUAGAAAUGGUGUCUGGUAUUGCAGAUGACUCCAGCAUACGAAAAGCAAUCACAGCGGGAUAUUUCUACCACAUUGCUAAGUUUUCUAAAGGUGGUCAUUACAAAACAGUCAAACACAACCAAACUGUUAUGAUUCAUCCAAACAGUGCAUUGUUUGAAGAAUUGCCAAGGUGGGUCAUUUACCAUGAGCUGGUUUUCACAUCUAAGGAAUUCAUGAGACAGGUUACAGAAAUUGAAAGUAAGUGGCUUCUUGAAGUGGCUCCACAUUAUUACAAAUCCAAAGAAUUAGAAGAUUCUACUAAUAAAAAGAUGCCUAAAACAAUUGGUAAAUCAACAGGAAGUAAAUAAAAUAAUGUAUCAUAUGAAUAUA